This is a messenger RNA of Oppiella nova, 1206 nucleotides long. NCBI's taxonomy places the organism in Eukaryota, Metazoa, Arthropoda, Arachnida, Sarcoptiformes, Oppiidae. The record is from the annotation of a GenBank genome assembly.
GGCAGAUAUGCUUAAUAGUGUCCACAAUAACAAUGGGAUUGACUCUGGGUCUACUUCCUACUGUCAAAUCACUUCCCAUAUUCUACACAAUUGGAGCCAUAAAUGGUGUGGCGGCCGGUGCCAGCGAUACGGCUAACAACGCCUGGAUUCUGGAGAUGUGGGACGAGAAGGCGGGUCCCUAUCUGUUGGCAUUGCACUUCUGUUUCGGCACCGGUAUGAUCAUCGCGCCGCAAAUAGCCCGACCCUUCAUACUGGACUCGUCGGACUCGUCGCAGUUGGUCAUCGCGUACGUGAUCUGUGGCGCCAUUAUCAUCAUCAGCGGUAUUGUCGUAACUUUCGUCAUAUUCAGUGGAAAAUUCAGAGCCACUGAUGGCGAGCCGACACCGCAGCCGGUGCCUCAGAACCCAUCGCAAGUGCCAUCCAUUACCGAAGAGUUGAUACACGAGUCGGAAAGGCGUGAACUGAAGCCCAUCUACGGCUUUAUGAUAGUAAUCCUCGGGUGCCUUCUGUUAGCCACUUAUACAUCGAUGGAAAUGACUUACUUUUCUUACGAAUCAGUGUUCGCACAGUUGUCCAGCUAUCAGAUGAGUGAAGCCGAUGGCACUAUACUGGCAACUGUUACCCUGGCUGUCUAUACGCUGACCCGAGGUGUGGAGAUAUUGCUAAUGUUGAAAGUGUCGGCCCAUUAUAUACUAUUAUUUCACUUCACAAUUAUUAUUGCCUUUAAUUUGGUGGCGAUUUUUACGUAUAAUUUGCCCUUUAUUUGGCUCUGGAUCUAUAAUAUUGGUAUUGGUAUUGGUUGCGGAUCAGUCACGCCAACGAUAUACGCGUUUUUGCAGCAAAACUUUAAGAUCGAUGACAAAAAGACAGCUAUACUACUGUUUGUUGGCGGAGGUAUGGGUGCGAUCUACCCAUACAUCGUCACCUCGUCCAUAUCCAAGUGGCCACUCGUUUUUAUAUACAUAAGUGUCAUAAGUAUCGUAUUUUGUGUCAUAUUUUUGUUUGCCAUCAAAUUCAUUACCUGGAAGUUUGGCCGAGUAAUUAGGCCCCAAAUGGUGGUCACGGCCUCAGACCUCAAGUCCGAUGAGACCACGUCUCAAGAGAUAUGAUUUACACGAAACAAACUGCUCAACCAAUGAAUGAUGAAUUAGUUGUCAUUUAUUUUCAUUCAUAUAAUGGGUUAUGUUUUUUUAAUUCUUCGUAUUU